Messenger RNA from Rangifer tarandus platyrhynchus (Svalbard reindeer), 345 nucleotides. NCBI's taxonomy places the organism in Eukaryota, Metazoa, Chordata, Mammalia, Artiodactyla, Cervidae. The record is from the annotation of a GenBank genome assembly.
AUGUGUGUUCUGUCUGGAGUUUAUUGCUGGUGUGUUGUCAGCCCGUUACCAAUUCAGUUGAGGCCAGACGAGAUCGCCCAGUUCACCUGCCUCUCUCUCUCUCCAGGAGUGGGGAUCCACGUGACCGCUAGUCCUCUACCUCAGAGCCCUGAGCUGUUCGUGACCACCCUUUUCAGCAUCCUCACUGCUCCCCCCAAAUGGGCUCCCUGCGUGGAGCUCAACUUGCUGUGGGUUUACUGCCACUCCUGGCUCACAUCUCCCACCUGUCGUAUUAAAUGGUAUUUUGCUCAUCUCAUCCAUAAUCAUGACGUGGACGAAAAGCCUUGGGACAUGGGAGAGACUUGA